Danaus plexippus (monarch butterfly) is the source of this 936-nucleotide messenger RNA. Its product is annotated as gustatory receptor for sugar taste 64e-like. The coding region runs from base 1 to 936 and encodes 311 amino acids. Gene Ontology annotation, molecular function: taste receptor activity. The transcript has 8 exons. Gene Ontology annotation, cellular component: membrane. Lineage: Eukaryota; Metazoa; Arthropoda; Insecta; Lepidoptera; Nymphalidae. Gene Ontology annotation, biological process: sensory perception of chemical stimulus; detection of chemical stimulus involved in sensory perception of taste. The record is from RefSeq and is a predicted model, not a curated record.
AUGAAGGUAAAUGUAUACUGUGAGAUGCAUGUCUGUCUGCGUGUUCUGAUGCGUCUCUGUCGAUGGGCUGGUUUCUUUCCCGUGGAAGGUCUUGAUAAACUUAAUAUGUGCGAAAUAAGGUACAACAUAAGAUCCUUUUACGCGUUUUAUUAUAUAAUAACCCUUCUAUCGCAGACUUAUUUUGCUGGUUAUACAAUUUAUUGGUCUUUCACCAGUAAUCUUGGCUUGGAAACUAUGACGAAUCUCUUGUUCCAUGCUACUGGAGUUUUGUCGAAUAUACUUUUAUUAAAUUUAGCUCGCAAGUGGUUUAAAAUUUUGAGAAGAGCCGCUGACAUUGAGAAGAGGGCUUUUAUGAUUUGCCCAAAAACGAUUAAUGUGGUCGUAUUACAAACUACAUUUUUAUGGAACUUCACCGACGUCAUGACGAUAUGUCUCAGCACUUACCUAACUGGAUAUUUUCAAAAUUUUAAUAAUAUUAUCGAAGAGAAUCAGAAAGAGAGAACUGUUAAAUGGGGCGACAUUCGUAUGCUACACACUCAUUUAGUGGCGCUCGUGAUGUUGGUGGAUAAAAACAUGUGUUAUUUAAUCUUGCUGUCGUUUUUCACUAAUUUAUUUUUUAUAUGCGCUCAAUUUUUUUAUUUAAUGAGCAUUGAAGAUUUUGUGUAUUACUUUUACUCGUUUUCUUUUUUACUUACACGAUCAUGCGUCACCUCGUUCUUGGCGGCUAACAUCCAUACUGUGUCUAAACGGCCACUUAUGAUUAUCCAACACCUGCCUUCAGCGGAAUAUGAUAUUGAAAUCCAAAGAUUGAUUCGACAGAUCCGAUACACAACUACCGCUUUGAGUGGGGUCUUUUUCCACAUCACAAGAGGAAUGAUUCUUCAAAUGGUGGGCACGAUAGUCACUUACGAGCUCGUCUUGCUACAAUUCACUUGA